Messenger RNA from Macrobrachium nipponense, 1803 nucleotides. Its product is annotated as claspin-like. Bases 1 to 1803 code for a protein of 600 amino acids. Lineage: Eukaryota; Metazoa; Arthropoda; Malacostraca; Decapoda; Palaemonidae. Gene Ontology annotation, biological process: mitotic DNA replication checkpoint signaling; mitotic G2 DNA damage checkpoint signaling; activation of protein kinase activity. Gene Ontology annotation, molecular function: anaphase-promoting complex binding. The record is from RefSeq and is a predicted model, not a curated record. The transcript has 11 exons.
AUGUCUGCUCCUCAGUUUGGCGACCCUGUACCUGGUGCACGAAUGGUAUUACUUAAAAUGGCUUUGCAGUCAAAAAUUAUGGAAAAACGAGAGAAGGAACGGUUAAGGAAGGUGAAAGAGAAACAAUUUUUAGAUAAUGAGCAAGUGAUGCAAGAUUAUCAUGAUGAUGGAGCACUUCCUGAUGAAGAAGAAUUGACUGAUCAAAGUGAGACUGAAUAUGAAACAGAGUCAGAACCUGAAGAAAAUGAUAUAAUUAUCAAGGAUAAGAAAAAGAAGAAGAACGCUUAUCUUGAUGAUGAAGCUGAAGAAGAAGAUGACAUGGAUGUUGACGAGGCUGAGUAUGACGAUAACUGUGAUGAAAAGUAUUCUGCUCAAGAGAAUGAAGAUAGCAAUGAUACUGUUGCACUUCCAAACAUGGAAGAGGAGAGCACUGGUAGAGAUGAAAGUCAGGGUGAUGAACAGCUUAGGUUGCAGUGGGAUGAUACUCAAGAUAUUAAAUCAACUCCUCGUGUAACAGAAAUACCACGUGAUUCAAGUACCCUGUCAAAUGCUGAUUUGUUUACCACACCAUCAUUAAAAAAAGAUUUAGCUGCCAAUUCUAGCGUUCUUUCGAUUGCUGAUUUAUUUGCCACACAGUCUGUAAGAAAAGGUGAAAGUGGUGAUAAGGACUCUAUGGACUCUAGUUUUGAGUUGUUUGGAUCUGUUAUUCCUGCUCAUCAGCCUGGAGGUGGACUUAAACUUGGAUACAAUGAUCAGCAUAGUGAAACUGAUAAUGACCCAGGAUUUCUGACUCCCCUAACUAGGUCAAAGUCAAGCUUCUUUGACCCAGCUAAGGAGUGUGACCUGAGUUUGCCAAUAGAAAAUACUCAAGAUUUGUUUGACACUUCGUUGGCAGAUACUUCUGCACAACCCUCACCAUGUCCAGUAAACCUACAUUUAACACCUUUAAAAGACUCCCAGUUUUCUGAGGAAUCUCAGAUAGAUAGUAACAAUGCUUCUGUAAAGUUGAAGCUAGACUUUACAGGUCUUGAAAAUUCUCAGGAAAGUGAUGAACUUGUGGGACUGUGCUCUGGAAAUUUUAGUGCAACAAGACCUGCCAGCAAGAUGAAUGACCUUUGUGAUGAUCUCCCACCAACACAAGAUAUCAAUGAUUUAAUGGGUCUGUGUUCUGGUAGGUUCACUAGUCAGGUCAAUGAGAAGUCUGAGAAAGAGUUCAAGAUGCCAGCUGCAUUCUCUGCUUUAUCUGAGAAUCGAGAUAAGCCAAGUGAAGGAGAGGAUGACGAACUGCUGGAGCUCUGUAGUGGUCAAUUUACUAAGCAGAAGCAAGACAAUUUAAGUUGUAUAGAAAAUGAAUUACCUUUGCUUAAGGAUCACAGUAGAGAUAACAGUGGGGUAACGGAAGCAGAGAACAAAGUGACAGCAGAGCCACAAAUGAUAAUUAUGUCUUCUGAUGAGGAAAAUAAUGAUAAGGAUAUGAGAAAUAAGAGAAAAAAGAAACGAAGAAGGAUAAUUGCAUUUUCAGAUGAUGAGGAUGCUCAGGAUGCUGUGGAGUAUGAUGACGAAGAAAAUGAAGUUGCAAGAACCACAUUCACAGGGUUCAAAGACAAAAUGAAAGGUGGUAUUCGAGCAGAUUUUUUGGAUCAGGAAGCUGAGUUGUCUGAUGAGGAUAUAGAAGUGUCAGAGGAUGAGGAGGAAAGAGGUGAAGAUCAACUUGAAUUAGAAGAAGGUGACCUAGAAGCCUAUGAUGAAAAUGAGCUGCGAGAUCAAUGUGGAUUAAAGGGAGCACAAGACAAUUUGUGUUAA